AUGGCAGAUCCCCCUCCUCAGCAGAACCCAACAUUCAUCAUCAAGAAAAUGAUUGACGUUGCGCAGACAUCUACAACUGCUGGCAAUAGUGCUUCACAGAAAAAACCCCCACAAGCAAGAGAAGAUGAUUUUGAGUCUCUGCCGGAUCCUCUUUAUGGAACAACAGAUCAUGUUGAGCCUGGCAUCUGGGCUUCUUGGGUCAUGGAAACCAUCUUCACCAAGAGUGGGCGAGAAUUUGAGAUUUUCAAGUUUCUCAGGAGCAAAAAACCUAUUCGGGAACUAGUUUUCCGGGAUCUACUCAAGGGAAAAUAUUUUCUUUCAAGACUGCAUGCUAAACAAUAUUCGACGAAGCGGAAUAAUACGGAAAAUUGUUGGAACCAGGCUGCAUUGUUGCAGAUCGUUGGCAGGCUGGCAGAAAAAGCCUGCAAUUCCUGCAUUGGAGGAUUUGGGCCAUUUACCACCUGUGUCGUUGUGGACGACGUCUUUGGCGGGUCUUGUGCAAACUGUCAAUGCAACGGUGUUAAGGGUGCUAGACGUUGCACACACAGCAGUAAGAAUGCUCUUAACGAGUCUGCUAAAGGGCCCAAGCGAGGUCAUGGUUCAAAUAAGAAGCAGGAUGGGGCUGCAAAUGGGCAAUGGAGAUACAUUGCAAGGUCUCGUGCACCCAAGUAUCCCAGGAAGAAACCAAGGCAUUCCAUUCGAGCCUUAAUGGCUCAGACUGCAAGACAAACGAGAAGCGUUGAGAACUCGGUCAAGCGACUGAACCUCGAACUCGGGAAGAUUCUCAGCGCCAAUCAAUCCGAGACAAUGAAAGCUCAGAGGGUCAAGAUUGAGUCCAACAUGCAAGGCUUGAAUGUUCAAUUCGACACUCUUCAAGGGGCCAUGGAAGAGCUCGCAACCAUGGUCAUGGAGUGCGAUGAUGAUGUGACCAUGCAGUCUGGAGACAAAAUUGACAACGCCAUUAUGAUCAGUGAUGACGAAGAUGUUGCUGCUGGAGUCUCUAAGAUGGAGACUGCAGAGUCUCAGGGUAUCAAGACAGAGUCCAGUAAAUGCGAGGAAGAUGAUGAGCCGAAGACCAAGAAGGAAAAGCAGAAUGUCAACGAGGAUGCAUGUGAGCACAACGAGGAAAACGAGGGAAUCAUCGAUAUCAAGGAGGAGAAGUAG
Penicillium cataractarum is the source of this 1164-nucleotide messenger RNA. Its product is annotated as DUF3716 domain-containing protein. The transcript has a single exon. NCBI's taxonomy places the organism in Eukaryota, Fungi, Ascomycota, Eurotiomycetes, Eurotiales, Aspergillaceae. Bases 1 to 1164 code for a protein of 387 amino acids. The record is from RefSeq and is a predicted model, not a curated record.